Sycon ciliatum is the source of this 3400-nucleotide messenger RNA. Its product is annotated as phosphatidylinositol 4,5-bisphosphate 3-kinase catalytic subunit beta isoform-like. NCBI's taxonomy places the organism in Eukaryota, Metazoa, Porifera, Calcarea, Leucosolenida, Sycettidae. The coding region runs from base 104 to 3208 and encodes 1034 amino acids. The record is from RefSeq and is a predicted model, not a curated record. Gene Ontology annotation, cellular component: plasma membrane; phosphatidylinositol 3-kinase complex; cytoplasm. Gene Ontology annotation, biological process: phosphatidylinositol-3-phosphate biosynthetic process; cell migration; phosphatidylinositol 3-kinase/protein kinase B signal transduction. The transcript has a single exon. Gene Ontology annotation, molecular function: 1-phosphatidylinositol-4-phosphate 3-kinase activity; 1-phosphatidylinositol-3-kinase activity.
CAUUUUUUCAACCCUUCUUGUGGUGGCAGAAGUUUGUGGCUGGCCCUUCCUUGUCUCUUUCACCCUUGGCAUGUAGCAUCCCAUGGUGUUGGUUUAGUGGACAAUGUACGGCUUCAUCGGCCAGGAGGAGGAGGAUCCGGCUGAAGUUUAUGCCGCCCUCUCCCAGCCCAUCGAUGUCGACUGUUUGUUGCCCACCGGAGUUUUGGUGCCUUUGAGAUGCAGACCCGAUGGAACUCUGCAAAAGAUCAAGAGUCGACUUUGGCAUGAGGCCCAAAAGUACCCUUUGUUCAAUCAAUUGAAACCUGAAUCUUGCUAUGUAUUUGUUGGUGUCAAUACCAGUGCGGAACGAGAGGAGUUCGUGGAUGAGAAAAAGAGGUUUUGUGAUCUGAACCUAUUUCACCCGCUGUUGAAAGUCCAAGAGCGUAUUGGUGACCAAGAGGAGAAGCUUCUCAAUGCCGAGAUCGGCAACCUGAUUGGAAAGCGUCUCCAUGAGUUCGAUGUUCUGGGAGCCGAAGUACAGGACUUCCGCCAUGGCAUCCAGUCUUACUGCGAGGGAAUCGUGCAGAACAGAAAUGCUGAGCAAAGUGAACUGUUAUUCUGGGCCUACCCUCCUGAUUUGGAAGCAUCGCCGGAGCUCGGUCGUAGUUUGCAGUCGAAGCUCCAGAAUGGUGGUUUCGCUGUAGAAGUUGUGUUACCUGGAGGUGGAACGUCACCCCCUCUACGUGCUGAGCCACAGUGGACUAUUGAGGACCUGUUGCAAGAGAUUCAGAAGCAAGUGUCAGUGUACUCACGAGAAUCUUCAUAUGAUUUAUGUGUGAAGGUGUGUGGAUCAUCUGACUAUAUGCUGGACAGAACUGCACCUCUGUCACAGUACAGAUAUUUCCGCAAAUGCAUUGCAAGAGGCGUGGAAGCCAGAAUAGUUCUGCACCGCAAAUCUAACCUGCUCAGCACAGCACUCCAGGGACAGCAGGGCUACCAGAUGCCCAUUACGCUACGAGCGCGGAACCCGUCGCCGCCCAGUGACAAUGCGGUCAGCUUGUGGCAGGUCACAUCGAAUCUGAAGGUGUUUGCUGUCAAGGCAACCAACGUCAACGCUGAGAGCAUUCUGCUGCGCUCAGGCGUGUAUCACGGAGGUGAGCCAUUGUCGGAUAUUCGCAGUACCAAGCUGAAGAGUGUCAGUGGCAAUGAGGCCAUCAUCCAGGAUGUGCUAGCUUUUGAUCUUCCUCACCGUGACUUGCCACGCAGCUCACGCCUCUGUUUUGUAAUAUAUGGUACAUCAAGUGGCGACACAGCUAGUGGCAAGAAGGCAAAAUCAUCUGGACUCUUCUCAGGUCGGAAACGGGAGCAUGUACCCCUGGCCUGGGUCAACAUCAACCUGUUCGACUACAAUGGCAAGAUGCGCACAGGUACACAGGAACUGAACUGCUGGCUCGUGGACGGAGCACUCGAUGACACAUUGAACUUCAUUGGUACAACGGUGGAGAAUCCGGACAAGGAAUCAGCCUUGGUGCUACACAUUGAGUUGGAGCGCCAUCAGCAGCCUAUUGUCUACCCAUCUUUCAGUGAGAUGCCACCGGAGCUGCCUAUUCUACCCAAGCCUAUGCCGCCCAACGUCACACAACAGCUCAUGAAGAUCAUUGAGUUGGAUCCACUGGCUGAGCUAGAGGAUCAAGACCUUGAGUUGGUAUGGAAUCACCGCAGUCAGCUGGCAGCGUAUCCGCAUUCACUUCCCAAGCUACUCAAGGCAGUUAAGUGGAACAACCGAGAGCAUGUGUCCCGCAUGCUAGUGCUGCUCCAGUCCUGGAAGAAAAUCAAGCCCGAGGCUGCACUUGAGCUUCUCGAUUACCAGUACGCCGAACAGUCAGUGCGCAUGUAUGCUGUGAGCUCGCUCAGUGACUUCACAGAUAACCAGCUCCUUCACUUCCUCCUACAGCUUACCCAAGUCCUGAAGUACGAGUCCUACCUCGACUGUCCGCUGGGCAAGUUCUUGCUGGCUAGAGCACUGCGCAACCAGAAGAUUGGCCAUUACCUCUUCUGGAACUUGCGUGCAGAGAUGCACGACCCGGCUGUUGCUGUCAGGUUUGGCUUGCUACUGGAAGCAUACUGCAGAGGAGCCAUCAGUCACAUGCGAACGCUUGCUGUCCAGGUGGAGGCACUCAACAGAUUGCGCGCCGUGAGCGAGGUACUGCAGAGCAAGACGUUAAAGGAACGACCCAAGGGCAUGAGGAAGAUGCGUGAAACCCUGGAGAGCCCUGCCUAUGUUGAAGCCCUGUCCAACUUGGUCGAUCCACUUCAUCCACAGUUCCACUUUGCCUGUGUCAAGUUAGACAAGUGCAAGUUCAUGGAUUCGAAGAUGAAGCCACUCUGGAUGGUGUAUGAGAAUGCUGACCCUGAAGGCGCCGAUGUCUACCAGAUCUACAAGAACGGUGACGAUCUGCGACAGGACAUGCUGACGCUGCAGAUCAUUGGCAUCAUGGACAGCAUCUGGCAAGCUGAUGGCCUUGACAUGCGCAUGAUCCCGUACGGCUGUCUCUCCACUGGUAAUCAAGUCGGUCUGAUCGAAGUCGUCCUCCAGGCCAACACUGUCGCAAAGAUCCAGAAAGAGAUGGGUGGUGGCUCACGUGGUGCAUUCGACAAGAGUACGCUGUACCGGUGGCUGGCCGAGAAGAACAAGGACAAGCAAGCUCUGGAAAGAGCUUUGGAAGCCUUCACCUAUUCUUGCGCUGGCUACUGUGUCGCCACGUAUGUCCUCGGCAUUGGUGAUCGUCACUCCGAUAACAUCAUGUUGAAGGAGACUGGACAGCUGUUCCACAUCGAUUUCGGCCAUUUCUUGGGCAACUUCAAGAGCAAGUUUGGUGUCAAGCGUGAGCGCGUGCCAUUCGUUCUCACUGAUGACUUCAUCUAUGUUGUCACUCACGGUAAAGAUGACGCAGCCAAGGUCGACAAGUUCAGACGGCUGUGUGAGGAGGCCUUCCUGCUGCUACGAAAGAAGGGCUCUCUCCUGAUCAACUUGUUUGCCAUGAUGUUGUCUACUGGUAUUCCUGAGCUACGGUCACUCGACGACAUCAACUAUGUCCGAGAUGCCUUGGUGUUGGGCGCAUCCGAUGAGGAAGCCCUGCAGAGCUUCCGCAAGAAGUUCAGUGAAGCGCAGAAGAAUUCAUGGAGUGUAUCGUGGAAUUGGUACAUCCACAAUGUUGUCAGAAGCUGAGGUGAUUUAGUGUUCAGUCUGACCAGCUACAGUUUAUCUCUUGCACUCGUGAGCACGGUGAGAGAAUUGUAGCACUUGUGUUUUUUCUUAUUCAUGUAGAUUUACAUGAUAGUGUGUGUGAGGUGACACACACUGUGUUAUUGCACACCCACCUUACACUGUUGAGUAUGAAGGAAGUGUGGAAUCACGCGA